Molecule: messenger RNA, 4236 nt
Organism: Coniosporium apollinis CBS 100218
Lineage: Eukaryota; Fungi; Ascomycota; Dothideomycetes
Exons: 2
Coding region: 1-4236 (1411 amino acids)
Biological process (GO): positive regulation of protein phosphorylation; reticulophagy; piecemeal microautophagy of the nucleus
Cellular component (GO): extrinsic component of membrane; phagophore assembly site membrane; Atg1/ULK1 kinase complex
Molecular function (GO): protein kinase binding; molecular adaptor activity
Source: RefSeq, a predicted model, not a curated record
AUGUCCUUGCAACUCCUUGUAGCCCAUACGGGUUCACGGCUCGAUGCCGACCCUGUUUCCCUCAGCUCUCUAGACGCUCUGCGCUCGUUCAUCACCAAAGCUACUUCCAUACCACCGCACGAUCAAAUACUCCUCACCACCCGCGGCAAGCAUGUCAAGCUCCAAGCGCUGCUCACGGAAAAGGAAAUCUUCGUAUACGACCGAGACCUCUUUAGUCUCCCUGCAAAUCAGUCACCCGACUCCAUAAUCCCAUCUACACAACUACCAGAGCCUUUCACGCCUCCGGACCCGCCAGACACCCUGUCGAAUCAAAACGACUUGAGAGCAUGGCAGGUCUUGUUUAAAGCAAGACGAGAUUGGGCCACGAGCUUGGUCGAGCGAUGCCGGUCAAUGUGCUCGGAAGCAAAGAAGUACCUCGACGAGCGCACUAUUGUUGACAAAGGCGUCCGUAUCGCUACGGCCAAUCAUGAAGCGCAUAUCCGCGGUCUGGAAAAGAAGCACAGGGAGGCACAAGCAUGGUCUGAGGACGUGGUCAAGGAACAAGAACUCAAUAUACAGUCAUGGGAGGACGACUUGGCGCGGCUGCAGAGCAUACCCGCGAAAGCAGAAUUUCGUCGUUUUGUCUCAGGCGCACCCGACGACCCAACCCCGAGGCGGCCACGGAGGGUAUCAACUGGAGGCGUUUCGCUUGAUACCUUCAUAGAUGUGGAGGCCGCCAAGAACGCAGUAUCAACUAGCCAGUCAGUCACAAGCGCUCUGGAAAGCCGUGUGAGAGGCAUGGGCAACAUGAUCAAGAAACUCGCGUCGGAUUACAGCGAGCUUAUCGGAGCCAUCGACCAAAGCCAGAACCGAUCUGCGCUCGAGGAAAGUGACGAACCGGUCCGACUGUUGCAGGAGAUCGAAGUGGUUGCGAAGAAAGUUGCAUCUGAUUACGAUCAUGUUCUAAGCCUUCCGUCUGCCUCAAAGUCAGUAGCUCAAGUCUCCAAAAUGGCGUUACUACAUACUCGCAACUACUUGCCAAGCAUAGCCGAGUAUAGUAUCGAAAUGGAUGAAGUUGUCCGGCGCGCUCUCAGCGAAAAGAACAACUCGGUCACCCAUUUUGUUGAGCAUAUGCAAGCUAUAGCGGGUAUCGAGUCUACGCUGUCCGCCGUCAACUCCGAACUGUCUUCGCUUGAUGUACCAGCCGAUGGUUUGGAAGCAUUCGAAACACUCGCGCUAUUGUCGAGGCUGCCUUUCGUCUAUGGAUCCCUUCUCGUCGAGUCAGUCAGGCGGCGGGAGUGGGCUGAGAAAAUGAAGGGGGACUCGUCCGCUCUUGCGGAGGAGAUUGCAGGUUAUAGGGAAGAAGAAAGCCGCCGUAGAAAGAAGUGGCUGAAGAGCAUCGGAGAUGUCGUCAACCUUGACGCUGUGCAGGGGCAGAUCCUUGGCGUGGAGAUUAAUUUACAAGGAGACGAUCAACGCUGGCCAUACGUAACUCGACAGGAGCUGCAGGAGUAUCAGCAUACGUUGCGCAGUGUCGGCGGGCAAGAAGCCACUUUAGAAGCUCUAGCUCAGGUCACAAACGAACCUGACAAGUCGACAAAGCAGCGGGGCAAGCGUGUAGCAAACUUCAAAUCUGGCAGUGUUCAUGAAGUGGCUUUCGGCAACGGCUCCUUUAUGCGAGGUGAUGAGGAGAUGAGAGUGCUCAUGGAGUCAAAGACGAAGCUGGAGGAGGAGCUCAAGGGUCAGAAGAGUCGCGUACGCAAGCUCGAAGACCUACUCCAUCGCCAAAGCCACGUCAAACGCCUUUCCAUCGGCAGUGGGUUCCAGCCGCAAGCUGUCUCGAGCCCUGAGCCAUUGACGCCCGAGCCUGCCAGGGAUGUAAUCUCACCACAACCGCAGAAUGAUCAGUCGCGUCGCUCUUCACUUUCAUCCCGUCGCUUCUCAUCAAACCAAGCGACAGACGAGAGGGCACUGACGCAGCGAAUUCUUGGUCUUGAAGCGGAGCUGGCAGCAGAACGGGAGCACCGUGCCGGCAUGGAAAAGGCUACCUUUUCUAGAUUAGAAACUGGGGCGGACAUCCAACGUCAAAUCGAGGAAGCUAACUCUACGAAGAGAGAUCUGAUGGAAAACAUGGAAGCCCAGCAGAAGGAGUUUUCGGAUGAGAGGCGGUCGCUUGAAGAAGAACUUACAAAAUGUAGGAUCAGGAUCGAGGAGGUAGAGGAUGAGCUUGACAGGAUCCUCGGCAGCCGCCACAAUGAGAGGACCGAGAAUGACACGAAGACGAGGGCUCUUGCUGCCGAGCUCGACGAAACUCGCAGGGACUCUACCAACGAAAUGCAUCAAGCACAGAGUCGUAUUGAGGAGCUUGAGAAUACUCUCAAUAAGCGUAGAAAGGCAGAUACUGAACACAUACGCGCACUGCGUGUCAUUCGCUCGCAUCUAACAUCAGAAGAUCCGUCCUCAGAGGACCAAGCAGAUCUGGCAUCCGAUUUGGAGGCUCUCAUACAACGCUCAUUGAACCAGGUAAAGAAUCUGCAAGAAGCUCUCGCCGACGCCAGGUCGGAGAACGAACAGCUAUUCCAUAAGCUUGAGGAGCAACAAGCUGGAAUGGCCAAGGCACAAGAAGAGGCGGCUACAGAGCACGCCAAAGUAGGUUCGUUGACGGCCGAACUCGAAGAGGAGCGAGGCCAUUUACAGCAGCUGCGGACCAAGUUCGCUGAAGGCGAGACUGGCUCAGAAGCACUACGCCAGCGAGUCACUGAAGAAGAAAAGAGAGUGGGAAGAUUGUCGACGGAGCUUGCUGCCGCUAAAUCUCACAACAAUCAUCUUGACCUUGAGCUGCUGUCCCUCCAGAAGAAGUACUCGGUUCUCAAAGCCGACGCCAGCGCCAGCGGUGCACAUAUGUGGCAACGCCAAUUGCGAGCCAAGGAGUUGACCCAGAGGCUAUACGCCCAAAAUGAGAGGCUGAUCCGUCUUUUAGAAGACCUAGGGUUGAUGGUCACCCAGCAGGAGGAUACGUUCCUUAUCCAAAGGGCCCCAAAAUCUGGAGCAAGCACCAUACUGGCUGAAUCGUCGCUACCGAUGAGCCGCAGCGCGUCGACUCCAUCGCCUGCGAGAAAGUCCUUCGAUGGCGCCAUGGAUCUGCCAUUGCUCGACUGGAUGCACGAGGAGGACCCAGAGGCGGAGGCGGCGAGAUACGCUGAGUACCUCAAAGCUAUAAACCGCUUGAACCUCGACGUCGUAAGUGAAGUGGUCAAGAAGCGAUGCAAGGAUAUGGAGCACACUGCCCGCAAAUGGCAAAAAGAAGCCCGAGCUUACCGCGACAAGUCUCAUCGCGCACAAAGUGAGGCGCAUGAGAAGAUUGCUUUCCGUUCGUUUAAGGAAGGCGAUCUAGCCCUGUUCCUGCCCACCCGAAAUCAAGCUACUAGGCCCUGGGCAGCGUUUAAUGUCGGCGCACCCCAUUACUUCCUCCGCGAGCACGAGUCACACAGAUUGCACAACAAGGAAUGGCUAGUCGCCCGCAUCUCCAAAGUUGAGGAGCGCAUCGUCGACCUCUCAAAGACUAUGGACAGCGCUCGCUCCAUCGCCGAGACCAGCGACGGCGGCGCAUCUUUCGAAGACGACAAUCCGUUCGAACUAUCCGACGGCCUGCGCUGGUACCUCCUUGACGCCGCGGAAGAAAAAGGCGGCGCGCCUACGACCCCAGGUCUCGGCAAAAGCUCAAUCGCCAGCGUGACCCGCGUAGACGCCAGAGGCAAAAUCGGGCCUGAGGAGAAAGCGAAGAGCAAAUUGCCAGAUGCUAGUAAGACCCUCAACAAAAGCCUCGAGAGCAGACGCAGCAGCGGGAACUCUAAGAAGAGCGCAAGUCUGCGCUCACCGUCCAUCACCAAGGCAGACUCUUCGGAAGCGCUACUCGCGGACGCACUAGAGGCAUCUAAGCUACCUCCUGCGAAUGCUGGGCCCAGCCGACUGCGUGAGGAGAGCCAUAUGCCUGCCAUGGGCUUAGGCGUUGACACGGAGAACAACCCGAACGAUGAGAAAGCACGCGCCGGAGUGCCGCAUACAAGAUCAAACGCCGCCUCGCCUACGAAGUCCGUAGAUGCUUCUCCGUUCAAAUUUGCUGCGGCUUCGCUUUCCAGGACCGCCGCUGAAGGGCCCGUUUCUCCAUCGAGACAGCCGGCGAAGGCGAGGGCUGGGGCGUGGGAUAGCCUUUGGCAGUUGGACAUCAACUACGAAGCUGGGAAGGCGAAGAAGUAG